CAGAGUUCCUGAACAGGAUGUGGAGUCACUACUGGAGCGUACAGCCCCCCACACUGACACAGAGCUGGCUUUGCAGCUGCACGAGUCUCAGCAUCUGGAGAAGAUCGGAAGCCUGUUUUAGUUCGCUGUCUCCGUCUAUCUCCUGGAGACACAAACCCGUUCAUAAGUGCGAGAAGAUCUAACCCGGAUUCAGGUGAUGCCUCACCUCAGGACUCUCCUGUCGGCCCUGCUGCUGGUUCUGUCGGUGUCCGAGCCUCUGAACAGCCCAGAGGAAAAUGAAAAUGAAGUCCUGAUACAGGCAGAGGCGGAGCACACCAAGAGCCAGACCAGUGACGUGACUCAAAACGCCAUCGGAAAUCUCAGUGAGACCACGCCGAGCCACACGCCGACCACAGUAGCUCCUCUGACUACCACAGUUUCCCCGAGUCCCAGUGUUGCUCCUCAGUGUCCUGGAAACCAGGUGAUGCUGGAGAACAGCACAGGCUGCAGCUGUCCAUCUGGCAUGGUGAAGGAUGGGGGUAACUGUACCUGCCCUGUGGGCUUCACUCUGGAGGGGGCGGCAGGGUGUAAAGAUGUUGAUGAGUGUGAAGGACAGGGGCCGGGACAAUGUGCGCUCCACGGCAGCUGCACUAAUACCCCCGGCUCGUACACGUGUAGCUGUGUCCGUGGUUAUCUGAUGGGUGCUGCAGGAUGCCACGAUAUAGACGAGUGUGCUCUGGCCGCAGUGACGGGCCUGCAGGCCUGUCAGGGUGACGCUGAAUGCAGAAACACGGCUGGCUCCUUCACCUGCUCGUGCCUCUCAGGAUAUGUAAUGGCUCUAAAUGGACAAAGCUGCGUAGACGUGGAUGAGUGCAGCUUCGAGGAGCAGUGUCGCCGUGAGCUGGGAAACGUGUGCGUGAACACUCCCGGCAGCUUUGUGUGUCAGUGCCGGAAAGGCUUCAGAGCAGAGGCCCCCGCCUGUGUUGGUCCUGUGUGUCCAGACUACAGCGUGUGUCAAGAUGUGGAUGAAUGCACGGAGAGUCCUGCGGUGUGUGAUGGUCUAGGUGUGUGUGAGAACACGCUUGGGAGCUACAAGUGUGUUUGCCGACCAGGUUACCGGGGAAACGGCACACACUGCGAAGACGAGAAUGAGUGUGCGUCAGGUGGUCACGGGUGUGACACCAACGCUCGUUGUGGCAACAUCAUUGGCUCUUAUUUCUGCCAAUGCUACCAGGGCUUCAAUGGAGAUGGACACUCUUGUUUUGACAUUGAUGAGUGUGCUCUAAACAACGGCUACUGUCAACACAACUGCUCCAACCAACCAGGAAGGUUCAGCUGCCGGUGUGCCUCCGGCUACCAGCUGCACCCGGGUGGACUCAACUGCACAGAUGUGGAUGAGUGUUUGGAGCUGAAUGGGACCUGCAAGCACAUUUGCAUCAACACUCAGGGAUCUUUCCUCUGCUCCUGCAGGCCCGGCUACCAGUUGCACAUCGAUGGCCACACCUGCGUGGAUAUUGAUGAAUGUAAACUCCAGCGUGGCGGCUGCUCUCACACCUGCACCAACUCCCCAGGAGGACACAUUUGCCACUGCCCUCCUCCUCUGCUGCUACACACAGACAACCUCACCUGCAGCAAUGUUACAUCUUGCAAGCUGAGGAACGGUGGUUGCGACCACACAUGUACCGUGAGGGCCGAGGGUCAGGUCCGGUGUAGCUGUGGAGCAGGCUGGAAGUUGGGAGAAGACCAGAGGAGCUGCGUGGAUGUGAACGAGUGCGGGGACUUCACAAAGGGAGGCUGCGAGCAGCUCUGUGUGAACCAUCCUGGUGGGUUUAACUGCACCUGCAGGGAGGGGUACGAAGUGCAAACCGACGACCUCACCAAGUGCCAGCCUGUGUGUAACCUUCCCUGUCAGAACGAUGGAGUGUGCGUGGGCCCAAACAGCUGCGACUGUCCUCCAGGCUAUCCUGGUCUGGGCUGUUCAGCCAUGUGCUCCCCACCCUGUGCCCAUGGAGGUACCUGUAUGCGCUGGAACAAGUGCCUGUGUCUUCCUGGCUGGACCGGAGCAGGCUGCCACACAGCGGUGUGUGAGCUGCCCUGUGCUAACGGUGGUCGCUGUGUGGGGCCUGAUACCUGCCAGUGUCCCUCUGACUACACCGGCCUGCAGUGCCUCUUGCCCAUGUGCAGUCCUGCCUGCCGGAAUGGGGGAAGAUGUGUGGAUGUCAACAAAUGCACAUGUGUUAGUGGAUGGAAAGGAGCUCGCUGCCAGAUAGAGCCGGUUCAGUGUCAGAAACCUUGUAAGAACGGGGGCGUGUGUGUGGGCCUCAACAGGUGCCGCUGUGCCAAUGGAUUUACUGGAAGUCUCUGUGAAACGGCGGUGACCACCCCCUGUGUGCCGCCCUGCCAGCACGGGGCCACAUGCAGUCCUCACAACACCUGCACCUGUCCAGAGGGCACCGCAGGCCUGCGCUGUGAGAGACUGACGUGCCCUGUGGUCACCACCGUGGUAAGCAUGGCUCGAGCCGUAAGAAAGGCGUUUAGGGAGAGUUACGUUGACCGCUGCGGCCCACUGGGAGUUCAGCUUUGCACUAAAUACAGGAUGAACCAAGCACGUGUGUACCUGCAGGCCUACAGGGUGGGCUACAAAACCCAGUGUCCAGAGAGGAAGGGCAGAUGAGCGAACUGUAAAAUUAAACGUAUAAGAAUUAUUAAGGUGGUGUUGCGGCUCUUCUGAGGGCACGCCUCUCUGGUGAAAUACAAAAAGGGACAUCACCGUAUCAUAAAGUAUGUUGACGAUUAUCUUUAAAUCAGUUCUGUGCACAAUCAUGUGUUUACAAUUCAUGAGAAAUAUUCCUCAGUAUAUAAAAUGUGCAAUGGUUUCAUUAUUUGUCAUGUUUGUAUAUGGCAGCUGAGAGUUAUUA
Cottoperca gobio is the source of this 2897-nucleotide messenger RNA. RefSeq names its product fibropellin-1. Lineage: Eukaryota; Metazoa; Chordata; Actinopteri; Perciformes; Bovichtidae. The coding region runs from base 197 to 2653 and encodes 818 amino acids. The record is from RefSeq and is a predicted model, not a curated record. Gene Ontology annotation, molecular function: calcium ion binding. The transcript has 23 exons.